Messenger RNA from Cinclus cinclus, 1586 nucleotides. RefSeq names its product 24-dehydrocholesterol reductase (gene DHCR24). Gene Ontology annotation, cellular component: cytoplasm; membrane. The record is from RefSeq and is a predicted model, not a curated record. Gene Ontology annotation, biological process: steroid metabolic process. Lineage: Eukaryota; Metazoa; Chordata; Aves; Passeriformes; Cinclidae. Gene Ontology annotation, molecular function: FAD binding; Delta24(24-1) sterol reductase activity. The coding region runs from base 1 to 1578 and encodes 525 amino acids. The transcript is spliced from 9 exons.
AUGGAGCGCGAGCGGGCGGUGGGCGUCAUGUCGGCGCUGUGGUCGGUGGGCGCGGGGCUGCUGCUCCUGCUGCUGUGGGUGCGGCACCGCGGGCUGGAGGCCGUGCUGGUGCACCACCGCUGGGUCUUCGUCUGCUUCUUCCUCCUGCCGCUCUCCAUCCUCUUCGACAUCUACUACCAGCUGCGCGCGUGGGCCGUGUGGCGCCUCCACAGCGCCCCGCGGCAGCACGCCCAGCGCGUCCGGCACAUCCAGGAGCAGGUCCGGGAAUGGAAGAAGGAAGGCAGCAAGAGAUACAUGUGCACAGGCAGGCCUGGCUGGCUGACUGUGUCACUCCGUGUUGGGAAGUACAAGAAGACUCACAAGAACAUCAUGAUCAAUUUAAUGGAUGUUCUGGAAGUAGAUAGUGAAAGACAGGUCGUUCGUGUGGAGCCUUUGGUGUCCAUGGGCCAGCUGACUGCACACCUGAAUCCCAUGGGCUGGACUAUUCCUGUGGUGCCAGAGCUUGAUGAUCUCACAGUAGGUGGCCUCAUCAUGGGAACUGGCAUUGAGUCUUCAUCCCAUAUCUAUGGACUUUUUCAGCACACCUGUGUGGCCUAUGAACUUGUUCUUGCUGAUGGAAGCCUUGUGAGAUGUUCACCAACUGAAAACUCAGACCUAUUUUAUGCAGUGCCUUGGUCUUGUGGUACUCUGGGUUUCCUGGUUGCAGCAGAAAUAAAAAUGAUUCCUGCCAAGAAAUAUGUCAAAAUACAUUACGAGCCAGUAAGAGGACUGCAGAAGAUUUGUGAGAAGUUCACUGAAGAGUCUAAGAAAAAGGAGAAUAGUUUUGUGGAAGGACUUUUGUAUUCCUUGGAUGAAGCAGUCAUCAUGACAGGAGUCUUGACUGAUGAAGCUGAGCAAAGCAAGAUAAACAGAAUUGGCAACUACUACAAGCCGUGGUUCUUCAAGCAUGUGGAGAAGUAUUUGAAAGCUGACAGGACUGGAGUAGAAUACAUUCCUUCCAGACAUUAUUACCACAGACAUACUCGCAGCAUCUUCUGGGAGCUCCAAGAUAUCAUUCCUUUUGGCAAUAACCCUGUGUUCCGUUACCUCUUUGGCUGGAUGGUCCCCCCAAAAAUCUCUCUGUUAAAACUCACCCAAGGAGAAGCCAUUCGGAAGCUGUACGAGCAACACCACGUUGUGCAGGACAUGUUGGUGCCAAUGAGGAGCCUUGAAAAAUCAAUCCAGACCUUCCAUGUUGACCUUAAUGUGUACCCUAUUUGGUUAUGUCCUUUCAUAUUGCCCAACAAUCCUGGCAUGGUCCAUCCCAAAGGGAAUGAAACCGAACUCUACGUGGAUAUAGGAGCUUAUGGAGAGCCCAAAAGCAAACAAUUUGAAGCCAGGGCCUCAAUGAGGCAAAUGGAAAAGUUUGUAAGAAGUGUGCACGGUUUCCAGAUGCUGUAUGCAGAUUGUUACAUGACCCGUGAGGAGUUCUGGGAUAUGUUUGAUGGCUCAUUGUACCACAAGCUGAGGGAGGAGAUGAAUUGCAAGGAUGCCUUUCCAGAAGUGUAUGACAAAAUCUGCAAAGCUGCAAGGCACUGAGCCUGGCU